AUGGACAGAACAACAAAUGAUAGGUGUGAUGCACUCAUCUUGUUACUACAAUCGGGACAUGGCGGACUUAUGACGCAUUUCAAUCAGUUCACCACACCAUCAACAUCAGCACCGAUUGCGGACGGCAAGAAUCGAAAGGCAAGGCGACCAUCACUGCAGCAUUACUGGAUACCUAAUAUCAGUUCAAGGUCGACUUUUGGCACCUUACGAAAUGUUCUUGAAAACGCAAUAUAA
Loa loa (African eye worm) is the source of this 234-nucleotide messenger RNA. RefSeq lists its product as hypothetical. The coding region runs from base 1 to 234 and encodes 77 amino acids. Lineage: Eukaryota; Metazoa; Nematoda; Chromadorea; Rhabditida; Onchocercidae. The transcript has a single exon. The record is from RefSeq and is a predicted model, not a curated record.